UGAGUGUGUUUUCAGAAACGAAACCAGAUUGUGCUGAUUGGAAAGGGGUAGACGAAAGGGAAAAAAUAAAUUGCCAGUAUUACAUAUUAUAUGUGAUUUUCUUGUCAACGUCAAGAAUCAGGAGAUGUGAAUCAGAGCAACGGAAAUAUGUUCUGAGGAGGGUUUAAUUUGGAAUGGAGCGAGUUGGCGGGGCUGUGUGACGGGGCUGCGGACGUAGACGACGCCAUGGCCCACUUUGACACAGAGUACCAGCGCCUGGAGGCAUCCUACAGUGACUCCCCUCCGGGAGAGGAGAACCUGCUGGUCCACGUUCCAGAGGGAUCCAAAUCCCAAUGGCACCAUAUAGAGAACCUGGACCUCUUCUUUCAGAGAGUUUAUAAUCUCCACCAGAAGAAUGGCUUCACGUGUAUGCUGCUGGGGGAGAUAUUUGAACUUGUGCAAUUGGUGUUUGUUGUCGCUUUUACUGUGUUCCUGGCAAAUUGUGUGGACUAUGACAUCCUGUUUGCCAACAAAAUGGUGAACCACACAGAGUCUUCCAAAGUGACACUUCCAGACGCUUUUCUGCCAGUAGAUGUGUGCAGUGCCAGGAUCCGGGGGAAUGUCCUGGUUAUUUUCAUCCUGGUGAUCUCAGGAGUCUUCUGGCUCCACCGGCUCAUCAAAUUCAUCUAUAACAUCUGCUGCUACUGGGAGAUCCGCUCCUUCUACACCAGCGCGCUGAAGAUGUCCAUGGCUGACCUGCCAUACUUCACCUGGCAGGAGGUUCAGGCGCGCAUCGUGGAGAUCCAGAAGGAGCACCAGAUCUGCAUCCACAAGAAGGAGCUGACGGAGCUGGACAUCUACCACCGCAUCCUGCGCUUCAAGAACUACAUGGUGGCCAUGGUGAACAAGUCGCUGCUCCCCGUGCGGUUCCGCGUGCCCGUGCUCGGCGACGUCGUCUUCUACACCCGCGGGCUGAAGUACAAUUUCGAGCUCAUCUUCUUCUGGGGGCCCGGCUCGCUGUUCGAGAACGAGUGGAGCCUGAAGCCGGAGUACAAGCGCGGCGGCAACCGCCUGGAGCUGGCCGACAAGCUGAGCUCGCGCAUCCUGUGGAUCGGCGUGGCCAACCUGCUGCUCUGCCCCGUCAUCCUGAUCUGGCAGGUCCUCUACGCCUUCUUCAGCUACACCGAGGUCAUCAAGCGGGAGCCGGGCAGCCUGGGCGCCCGCUGCUGGUCGCUCUACGGCCGCUGCUACCUGCGCCACUUCAACGAGCUGGACCACGAGCUCAUGUCGCGCCUCAGCAAGGGCUACAAGGCCUCCUCCAAGUAUAUGAACUGCUUCAUGUCGCCGCUGCUCACGGUGGUGGCCAAGAACGUGGCCUUCUUCGCCGGCUCCAUCCUGGCCGUGCUCAUCGCCCUCACCAUCUACGACGAGGACGUCCUGGCCGUGGAGCACGUGCUCACCAGCAUCACCCUGCUGGGAGUCUGCAUCACCGUGUGCAGAUCCUUCAUCCCUGACAAACACAUGGUGUUCUGCCCGGAGCAGCUGCUGAAGGUCAUCCUGGCCCAUAUUCAUUACAUGCCUGACCACUGGCAGGGGAACGCCCACCGCUAUGAGACCCGGGACGAGUUCUCCCAGCUCUUCCAGUACAAAGCUGUGUUCAUCCUGGAGGAGCUGCUGAGCCCUGUGAUCACGCCCUUCAUCCUCAUCUUCUGCCUCCGCCGUAAGUCCCUGGAGAUCAUCGACUUCUUCCGCAACUUCACCGUGGAGGUGGUGGGGGUGGGGGACACCUGCUCCUUCGCCCAGAUGGACGUCCGUCAGCACGGCCACCCCGCGUGGAUGUCAGCAGGGAAGACGGAGGCGUCCAUCUACCAGCAGGCGGAGGACGGGAAGACGGAGCUGUCCCUCAUGCACUUUGCCAUCACGAACCCACAGUGGCAGCCGCCCCGCGAGAGCACGCACUUCAUCAGCCAGCUGAAGGAGAAGGUGCACCGGGAGGCCACCGGGGGGCAGCAGGGAGUCCUGGCUGAAAACCACAUUUUCAACUCCAUCCAGUCAGAGUCCGAGCCUCACAGUCUGAUCGCUAACCUCCUGCUGGGGCCUCCCUCCCUGGCAUCCCUCCAUUUGGCGCGGGAGAGCUCCACCAAUCACGUGUCAGGAGUGGGUGUGAGCGACGGUGCGUCGGCCCUGCGGUCUCUGUCCCCUCUCAGCACCAGCCAGCACCUGCGCGGCAGCUACGUCUCUGCCCGCCUGUCCCGCAACGACAGCGCGGCCCUCGCGGGGGCCAGGGCCAUGGCAGGCUCAGGAGCUGACGCCCGCACAGCCAGCUCAGGCAGCAGUGCAUGGGAGGGUCAGCUGACCAGCAUGGUCCUGUCAGAGUACGCCUCCACAGAAAUGAGCAUCCAUGCCCUGUACCUGCACGAGCUCCAUAAGCAGCAGUCCCGGGGGGAGCUGUCCCGUCACACGUGGCACAGGCAGGACAGCGACGAGAGCAGUGAAAGUGUUCCGGAUGACGGCGAGCUCCCCCGCAACCUGCCACGUUCCAACACCUUCCCCUGCGCAGCCGCGCCUCACCAGGAGGGGGCGCCGCUGCAGACGAGCUCACAGCGUCGCUAUGGAGGAACAGCAGACUUGGUUGGUGGGGCAUCCCGAGCCGCCCCAAGGUCUUCCCGGCUCCCCAUGGGUGGCUGGGCUGAGGAGGCCCAAGCAGUCCGGCACCACGACCCGGUUCCAGAGGAAGGCUCUGAGGACGAGCUGCCACCACACAUACACAAGGUGACAUAACUGACAAAGACAGCAAGCAUCACUAUUUAAGAAGGGAUUUUCUGCUACUGUAUGUUACAGACUGACAUUCCAUCGUUUGCAACUGACAACACAAACUCAUUUUAAACCGCUUGUACUGAAACCCAAGAAGUGUCGCUUGGCAUUCUUUCUUGCAUCUCAUACGAGGCAUUGAAAAUCCUCUUUUUUCAUUAUAUUGGAGAAGCAGAUGAAAUUAUAGGCACUGUACAGAUUAACGGAUAUGCCUAUAAUCAAAAGACAGCAUGAACAUGCCAAACAGGAACAGGAAGUCAAUGUCAAUAUAAUACAUGACACCUGUGAAAGCUCACAUUUAUCCACAAUCACAACCACUGACAAUGGGAGAGAUGCAAUGGCAGAGAGAGGAGAUGUGGCUCCAUUCACACUGGUGGGCUCUUCCAUACCUACAGAGAAGGUAGGAAUUGCCUCGAAAACACUGGAUCCCCCAAUACCGACAACUGGCUACAAAAUCGGCAAAAAAAUCAACACUGAAACACGGAAAUAAAGGCUUGGAGCUAACACAAGCAGACCACAUGAAGUCAGCUUUAGCUAAGAGCUGGACUGCCCUGAGAGUACUGUGAUACCAGCCAUAGGAAAUAGGUGCAUGUAUCUCCUUUCCUUUCAUUGGAUGACUGCUAAGAUCCAUCACCCCACCAGACCACUAAAGCCCACCAAUAAUGCAUCCAUUUUGGUUCAGUGCCACCUGUUUGAAUCAUAUGUUCAAAGAUCUGUUAUUGUAGGAAUAAGAAAUUACAUAGUUCCACCCAUAUUCAAACUUGGUCCUCACAUUUGAGUAACAAUUUUUUUCAAGUAUUACUUCUUUAUACUUGCACAUGAGUUAGGCAGUUGCUGAAACCAAUGAAAUAUAUUCUGUAAUUUGUGAAAGCGAAGGACUUGCUUAAAUUUGCUACUCAAAUUCACAGAGAAAGCAAGAUGUGGUUAGGCAGAGUCAGAGUGUAUUUUGCCAACCUGGAGCUGGGAGCAAUACGUGUCUUUACCAUAAAACUGGUUAUAGUCUUUGUAAACCACAUUUUAAUCAGACUUCAUUUUAAUUGUGCUUUUUCUCAUUGGAAUAAUUAAUAACAACUAAUAAUGGUGAUAAUAAUAACAAUCACAUUACAUCAAGAAAUGAACAGAUGUUUGUUGAGGAACAGGAAAACAACAUUUCAUAAUCACAUUACUGUAAGAAUUCAGAACAAUAGUUGUGAUGAUUGUCUCAUCAGCUUGUCAGCAGGCACAGUUCAUGUAUAGAUUUCAGUAGCCUGUAUUAUUGCUAUUUCAGCAGACUGCUGCUGUGUCUAACUUGCAGUAUGCUUUUUAAAAAGGGAAUUAAUAUGAUUAAUAAUGACAGCAAUCACAAUAGCUCUCUAAUGAUUUUAUUUACUCUUUAAUAGGAAAGCCAUCUGGGAAUAUGGCAUUACACAGGUGAAAUUCAUAAUUCAUGCUCCAAAUAUGAUUAUUUGGAGUUACACUUAAUCAUUUUAACAAUUACAAGUAAUUGUAAUCCCGUCCAAACAGGAAAAACAAUGUUUGAGAUCAAAAUGCUUCAGUUUAAGAUACUCUCCCAUUGGAGUUGAGUACAUACCUUAAUAGGUGACCUGCACUGAUUUGGAAAGUGCCAUAUGAAACCUACUGUAAGAAAGCGGCAUUUGAAAAAGCCCCAUUUCCCGGAGAAGUGCUGUUUCUGUCAGAAUGUGAGCCAACAAGGCACGGUGAAACUUCCCAAUCUAAUGUUUCUAAGUAAAACCCUGUGCACUUAAUUUGCAUGUUCCUGUCUAUCUUACUGUUUGCACACAUUUAAAAGAGAAUGCACUUUACAUCACUUUAAAAAUCCAAAGGAUAUCUAUUAUGAAUGAAAUUAUUUUUGGUUGUUGAUUUCUAACCUUCUGAGUGGUUUUGGUGUUGCAUUUUAAUAACUUUUUGUACCAAGGGGUGCGCCAUCAGAGACUUCAGAUUUGAGGCGGUUUAGGAGUCUAGUUGCCAUGUAAUUUUGUUAGGAAACAAGCACAGAUGUGACUGUAUUGGAUUGCUUCAGAAUUAAUAGGUUUAACUGUUUGUGGUGUCACGUUCACUCAGCAGUGCACCCUCUCCUCUGAUUGGUUGGAUUCCACAGUCAAUACCUGUGGACCAGUCACGGAGGAGUGCAGGUUUUCUGUAGAGAAAAACACAUUCUCCAUUUUGAGAACUUGGGAAGCUUUGAAGAAUUUACAGCGCAAACAUAACUGGGUGUUUUCACAGGAUGGGGUUUGGGAGUGUGAUUACCUUCUAAUCUUGAUGAAAAAAGCAAUUUGGAAUCUGAAUGUAAAGAGCUGUAAAAUAUUUUUUCUCUGUACAGUCUAAUUUGCCUCACAGACGUGUUCUGUGUUGAAAUGAACUUCUCAGUGUGUAGUGUAGAAUGUUGCCCAAGUAAAUGCAUGAUCUUUGUCAUUUAGCCCGUCAUGGUAGUACAUGAUUGCAUACCGUUUGCCUGAUACUAAGGCACAAUCUCUACGACGACUCAG
This is a messenger RNA of Megalops cyprinoides (Indo-Pacific tarpon), 5276 nucleotides long. RefSeq names its product ATG9 autophagy related 9 homolog A (S. cerevisiae) (gene atg9a). Gene Ontology annotation, biological process: autophagy of mitochondrion; protein localization to phagophore assembly site. The record is from RefSeq and is a predicted model, not a curated record. NCBI's taxonomy places the organism in Eukaryota, Metazoa, Chordata, Actinopteri, Elopiformes, Megalopidae. Bases 226 to 2760 code for a protein of 844 amino acids. Gene Ontology annotation, cellular component: phagophore assembly site; autophagosome. The transcript has 16 exons.